Messenger RNA from Prorocentrum cordatum, 1008 nucleotides. NCBI's taxonomy places the organism in Eukaryota, Dinophyceae, Prorocentrales, Prorocentraceae. The record is from the annotation of a GenBank genome assembly.
GCGUCAAGAAGCAGCUCGGCCGCAAGGGUGCUCCGAGCAGGGCGCGCACGGUGGGCUACCUCAAGGGCAGGUCGAGGGCCACGGCCAGGGCAGCGGGGAACCAGAGUCCGGUCCACAUGCCGGACCUCCCCGAGGGCUCCAAGAUCGAAGCCAACUGGGACAUGACGCCGGACCUGUGGCACGACUCGGAGCUCCAGGGGAUCGAUUACACGGGGAUCGAGAUGAGCGAGACCGAGAAACAGCUCUUAGCGGAGGGCGGCUUCCCCCUCGCCCCGGGUCAACAGGCCUGGAGGCAUUGGGCGCUCAAGCGUCUGAUGGUGCUGAGCUACUGCGUCGCCUCCCGCACGACGGCCCACCUCGCGCCUCUCGUCCCGAUGCCAACCGGAGAGUCCGACCUGGAGAUCUGCCAUCAUGCCGUGGAGCAUCGUUUGCGGAAGGAGAACCAGUACGCGAACUGGAUCACGCGCGGCAUUUGUCUGGCUCGGAUCAGCUACCACAGCAAGACCAAGGAGGAGCAGAUCGAUGCCAAGGUUCAGAAGGAGAUCAAGGCCAAGGUCGAGAUGAUACUGGCCGACGAGGGCCUGGUGGAGCCAGAGGAGCAGGAUGCGCCGGUCCGAGCGUUUCCCACCCGCAAGGCCCGUCAGCCCCCCAUCGAGUCGACUUACCCGGCCUUCCCGUUCUCGGACACGUGCCCCGGCCACCCGAACACGAUGUUCUGGAAGCCACCCCCGACGGCACCGCCGGCCAAGAAGGGGUCGACUCCGGCUGCGGUCAAGAGCCCGCCAGCCACGUCGCCUCUGGGCAAGAACCCCCACACCAGCCACAGCGACACUCUGCGCUUGCUACAGGACCAGGAGGCGAACCGCCAGGAGAUCAUGGAGUUCAUGCACGCUCAGAGGGCUCCGCAGGAGACGACCGAGAGGAAACUUCAGCAGACGACAGAGAAGUUCAACGAGCUCAUGGCCUGGCUCAAGAACAACAUGGGCGGCGGCUCCAGCGGCAGCAGCG